GGCCCCCAGGCGGAGCGACAGAUCUCGGGCCCUCAGGCGGAGCGGCGGGCGCCGGACCCCCAGGUGGAGCGACAGGUCUCGGGCCCUCAGGCGGAGCGGCGGGCGCCGGACCCCCAGGUGGAGCGACAGGUCUCGGGCCCUCAGGCGGAGCGGCGGGCGGGCGCGGACCCCCAGGCGGUGCGACAGGUCUCGGGCCCUCAGCGGAGCGACAGGUCUCGGGCCCCCAGGCGGGGCGGCGGGCGCCGGACCCCCAGGUGGAGCGGCGGGCGCUGGACCCCCAGGCGGAGCGACAGGUCUCGGGCCCCCAGGCGGAGCGGCGGCACCGAGUCACCAGGCACGACAGUGGGCUCCGAGUCAACUGGCAUGACCGCUGGCACUAGGUCAGACAUUGGAUCGUCUGGCUGGACAGCGGGCAUCGGGUCACCAGGCAUCAGGUCAUUUGGCUCGACAGCGGGCACCGCGUCAUCUGGCAAGGCAGUGGGCUACGAGUCAACUGGUAUGACCGCGGCACUGGGUCAGACAUUGGAUCGUCUGACCGGACAGCGGGCAUCGGGUCACCAGGCAUCAGGUCAUUGGCUCGACCGCGGGCACCGCGUCAUCUGCAAGGCAGUGGGCUCCGAGUCAACAGGCACGACAGUGGGCACCGGGGUCAUCAGGCAUUGGAUCGUCUGGUUCGACAGCGGGCAU
Molecule: messenger RNA, 687 nt
Organism: Staurois parvus
Lineage: Eukaryota; Metazoa; Chordata; Amphibia; Anura; Ranidae
Source: the annotation of a GenBank genome assembly